Pestalotiopsis fici W106-1 is the source of this 2811-nucleotide messenger RNA. RefSeq lists its product as uncharacterized. The coding region runs from base 1 to 2811 and encodes 936 amino acids. The record is from RefSeq and is a predicted model, not a curated record. Gene Ontology annotation, molecular function: ATP binding; ATP hydrolysis activity. NCBI's taxonomy places the organism in Eukaryota, Fungi, Ascomycota, Sordariomycetes, Amphisphaeriales, Sporocadaceae. The transcript has 3 exons.
AUGGAUGAAUAUUUCCACCCGAGCAGGCUUUUCCGGACCCCACUUGAAGACGAUGAGAUAAUCCGUGCUUCUAAAAACCCAAGCUUCUAUUCAAACUUGCAAAAAGAGCUCAGGAGCUUGUUCGAUGAGCAUCAACACUUGCUUCAACGGCGUGUGAAUCUUCCCGUCAAGGAAAUAGCCGAAGAGGACAGCGACACGAAUGGCGACUUGGUAUCAAAGCAUCCUAGCUUUCUCUUCGACACGGCCGUCAUCAAGUCAUCAACAAAGCCGCCGCAAAAGACAGGCUCGCGCGAUGCACAAUCUCAAUUCUGGGCUGGCAUCACUCGAUUUGUUGACAAUAGCGAGUCAAAGCUCUACACAAGGCUUCUUGAUGUCAGACAGAAGCUUUUGUACGAGAUUGAAUACUUGAAAACAUCUGCAAUAACAGACGAUUUUGAAAAGCUUCAAUACGGCUCGGAAGAGAAUCAUGGGGAAGACUUGGAGGAAGUUAAAGCAGGCUUCGAAGGCGAGGCUUCCCAGACACUGGAGGCAGGUCAAGCGGACGAAACCAGCGAGGACGAGAGCAGCGAUGCGGGGUCUGAAAGCAACGAUGCAGAGUCAGAAAGCAACGAGGCAGAGCCAAAGAGCAACGAAGCAAGUGGCCGAGACAACGAACCCGCCAAAGAAGGAGAAAAUGCAAAAGAUGGUGAACAUGAACCCAGAUGGAUCACAAUCCACCGUGUGUAUUGUACUGAGCGUUCGUGGCGUUCUGCACAUGAGCAUCACGAAAACAUCAGCCUUUACCUCGACAGACCUGUGAUUGACCUAAACGAAAAGCGUACUGUUUCCGGCUAUUACGAUCCAUUUUCUUACCGCAAGAGCUCCCGAUAUGCUGGUACGCUUGAUCCGAAAGGGAAAUGUCCAAUACCCGACAUUCAAGACUAUCUCAAGAGACACGAAAACAUUGCAUUCAUCCUGUACAAGGACUAUCACUGUCAAGAAUAUGUUUCAUCCGUGCCCAACGCAGUGCUGUUUGGAUCAUCUUUAUCGCCUGAAGUGGACUUGCCCCCACCGCGAUGCGUGCGGGAAGAAAUUGUUCUGGCUUCUGAUGAGAUGAAGACAGCCAUGGCAGUCUUGAGUUCUGCAAUACCGGAGGGUUCGCAAAAGCAUUGGUGGAGCUCAGAUAAGAUGCAGGAGCCAUACCUCUUGCUGUAUCACUAUCUUGACAUGGUGAAGGAGACGCUAUCGAGCAUGGUCGGGGCCGGAGCUCUAGCCGAUAGUCAGGUCGAUUGUGCAAAGCUCAUGAUGGGCUUUAUUGAUGAGCACUUGAAACCUCAGUUCGACGCAGCCAGCUCUUUGAUGGAGAGGGGGCUAAUAACCCAAGCACAUUUGAGCAAACUCUUCCUCCCUGAACAGGUUUUGGUAGCCAAGGAUGAUAAUUAUUACGCCGGCUACAUGUGCAGUCGUGUAACUGCAAAGGACUACCCUUCUUUCGAGGAGACUAAAAACAGUCUCAACGAACUCAAGGUGGAAUACUCUCCCAGCAAGUCUGGAAUCUCUUUAAAGGUCGCAUCCUGGAAGUUCGAUGGACAGUUUCGCCUCGAAACGGAAGACAUUGCUCUGGUUUGGCCUGAAGGUAGUCCCAUUGUGCGUAUCAAGGACUUGAGUAUAUAUCCCAUGAAGUACGACGAAGAUGGAGCAGAAGAAAUCCUCAAGGCUCGAGCCGAGAAGUUUUGGAUGUGUCGUCGCAGAUCGUAUAUCUGCUACGAAUCACAGGACAAGAACGUCGCUCCUGAUGUCAAGCCCAGGUUCAUGAUUGACUAUGAAACUUACCGCGAACUCCACCCGGAUGCCGAUGUGUUCUCUGGUGACUCCCGGGAUGAUAUCGGCGAGGAAGACAUGGACAAGGACGAGCCACCUGGCCGAGGAUUGGAGUACCUGUUUCCCGUCUACAUUGACGGUUUCGCCAUCCAAGAUAAAAAGUGGAGACGGCUACUCAUUGAUCGCGUGAGCUUGAUUAAGUGGAAUGAAGAUGCAUUCAAGCGUCUUGUACUGGGAGAUGAGUCCAAAGAAUUGAUCCAAGCUUUGAUCGAAGUCCACAUGUCCAGCAAACGAUCUGCCGACAUGAUUGAGGGCAAAGGAAACGGCCUCCUCGUCCUUCUUCAUGGCCCGCCAGGCACGGGCAAGACGUUGACAGCAGAGUCUGUAGCUGAGCUCGUCAAACGGCCUCUCUAUCGCGUAACUUGUGGCGAUAUUGGCACUGACGCAGAAGGAGUCGAGGCCUAUCUCGAGUCGGUACUGUACAUAGGAAAGAUCUGGGGCUGUGUCAUCCUGCUCGACGAAGCCGAUGUCUUUCUCGAGGAGCGCAGUCUUGCGGACCUGCAACGCAACGCCCUAGUUUCUGUCUUUCUUCGCGUCCUCGAAUACUACGACGGCAUCUUGAUCUUGACGUCGAAUCGCGUGGGAACGUUUGACGAAGCCUUUCGAUCGCGCAUCAAACUGGCCCUGCAUUACAACACUCUCUCGCGCGCGGAGCGCAAAAAGGUGUGGCGCAACUUUUUCAAGACAUUGCGCGAGGUACAAGACCAAGAUGUCAAUUAUGAUGACCUCGACGAUCACCUGGAUGACUUGGCUGAAUUCGAUUUGAAUGGACGCGAGAUUCGCAAUGCCAUUUCCACAGCGAGCGAGCUGGCCUUGUUUCGGAAACAGCAGCUCAAAUAUCACCACCUGAGGCACGUUAUCCGGAUUGGAGCCGAGUUUGAAAAGUAUCUCGACAAGACGCGUGGUGAGACGGCAGAGGAGCGAAUGAUUGAUCUCGGGGUGCGGUCGUGA